Cadophora gregata is the source of this 507-nucleotide messenger RNA. RefSeq lists its product as uncharacterized. Gene Ontology annotation, biological process: mitotic sister chromatid cohesion. The coding region runs from base 1 to 507 and encodes 168 amino acids. The record is from RefSeq and is a predicted model, not a curated record. The transcript has a single exon. Gene Ontology annotation, cellular component: Ctf18 RFC-like complex. Lineage: Eukaryota; Fungi; Ascomycota; Leotiomycetes; Helotiales; Ploettnerulaceae.
AUGGCCAAAGUCGAAGUGCACCCAAAACCCCUCAUACCCCACUCCAAAGUCCCAAACCCACUCCCUCAACUUCUACAAACACCCUCAGGACUCGCACUUCUUGAAAUGCAAGGCACAAUCAAUCUACCCUCCCACGACGACGAGGAAUCGAUAUCAACUGAAUCGCAGAGCGGCGUUGCAUCACAAGAGACACCGAUAGGACGGUUGAUCUUCCCGGACUUUGAUCCCACAGACAACAGCAAGACGGGGUGGAUGAAGCGCGUAUAUCUGUACGUGGGCAAGCAUCAGAGACUUACUGGGGAAGUAAAGAAGUUGCCGAAGGCGCUGGCUGUCAUCAGGAGGAGAAAUAUCGAGUGUGGGGGAGAGGGACGGAUGGAUGUUGAUGAUGGAGACGAUGCGGAGGAGAGGACGGAGCAGUUGGAGGUGGUGGAGAUUGUCAAGUACAAGAUUAUAUUCUCUAUCAGGCCGGAACCGGUUGGAACUUGGGAUGCCGGAGAUGUGAUAUGA